This is a messenger RNA of Talaromyces stipitatus ATCC 10500, 747 nucleotides long. RefSeq lists its product as uncharacterized. Gene Ontology annotation, biological process: transmembrane transport. The transcript is spliced from 4 exons. The record is from RefSeq and is a predicted model, not a curated record. Gene Ontology annotation, molecular function: transmembrane transporter activity. Bases 1 to 747 code for a protein of 248 amino acids. NCBI's taxonomy places the organism in Eukaryota, Fungi, Ascomycota, Eurotiomycetes, Eurotiales, Trichocomaceae.
AUGACCGCGCUUCGCACGCUGCCACCAAAACUCGAUCUCGUCGGAUUUUUGUCUUUUCGCGCCCGCUGCAAUUCAGCUUUUGCUCGCUCUUCAAUACGGCGGCAACACUUCUCAGGUGAUCGGGUUGUUUUGCGGCGCUGGUGCUACAUUCAUCACUUUCCUCUUUUGGGAGCACCGCAAGGGCGAUGCUGCGAUGAUCUCGUUUUCAAUGGUCAAGAAGAGGACUAUAUGGUCGAGCUGUUUAGCAUAUGGGUUCCUUUUGGGGCAGCUAGUCUGUGUUUCGUAUUAUCUGCCAAUUUAUUUCCAGGGUGUCAAGGGCGUAUCUCCAACUUUAAGUGUCGGCAAAAUAGGCUACUAUCUCCGAUCGGUUCGGCCCUCGUGUCGAUUGCUAAUGGCCUUUUAUCCACGUUUUUCCCUGGAACAUCGACCGGAGAAUGGAUUGGUUACCAGAUCAUCGCCGGUGUUGGUCGCGGUCUUGCUCUACAAAUCCCGAUUAUUGCCGUUCAAAACACCCUAGCUUUUCCGCUCAUCCCCAACGCAAUGGCGUUGCUCAUGUUCAGUCAAUCCUUCGUCGGCGCCAUUUUCCUCAGUUUCUCUGACACCAUUUUCACCAACAGCCUUCAUGAACUCAUUCCCAAGUACGCGCCCUCGGUCAACCCACAAGCCAUUGUCAAUGCCGGCGCCACAGGCUUUCGAGCAAAAGUUAGCGCAACAGAACUGGUUGGUGUGUUAGCAGCGUACUCAUAG